CCAUUUUGUCGGGGUUUGUAUUUAGUCGGAGCCGGAGCCGAGCGGGAGCGAGUGUGUGUGACAGCGGCGUGUGCGAACAAACCGGUGGGCAGCAGGCCAGUCCACCAGCACAGCAACUACAACCCAACCGCAUCUUAGAGCCGACCACUAGAAACCUGACACAAAAUGUCCAGUCCUGAAUCUCCCGAGUAUUCGCCCUUCUUCGGGGUGAUAGGCGCCUCGGCCGCCAUGGUGUUCAGCGCUCUAGGAGCGGCUUAUGGAACGGCUAAGAGUGGUACAGGAAUUGCUGCCAUGUCCGUCAUGAGGCCUGAACUAAUCAUGAAAUCCAUCAUCCCUGUCGUCAUGGCAGGUAUCAUUGCUAUCUAUGGACUGGUGGUGGCAGUGCUAAUUGCCAAUUCACUCACAGAAAAGAUAACAUUAUUCAAGAGCUUCCUGCAGCUCGGUGCUGGAUUGAGCGUGGGACUGAGUGGUCUUGCUGCCGGCUUUGCUAUUGGCAUAGUAGGUGAUGCUGGAGUACGAGGAACUGCACAGCAGCCGAGGUUAUUUGUCGGAAUGAUCCUCAUCCUUAUUUUUGCUGAAGUGUUGGGUCUGUAUGGCUUGAUUGUUGCUCUGAUCCUUUCCACAAAAUAAAUCUCACAAAUAUAACAUUCAGCUCCAUUCUAAUGGUCUUAACUCCAGAAUGUGUACAGUUGUCUCAAUUUGGUAGUCAAUCUCUUGUAAAUGCACAAUGUUAGUGAUUUGUCUGUCGUGUGUGUAUUAGGUAUUGAAUUUGGUUUUAAGAGCUGGGUUUAGUGGCUCCUAGACACGCGUGCAAUUUCCAAUCCAUAUUACUGUUGAGGAGCACUCAGAUUAAAUUAGAAUUGUAAGUUUCAUUUCUUUCACUGGAUUUUAUUUAAGAUACUCAUACAUUAUUAUAAUGGAGCAAGAUUUCUGGAGUCCCCAUGAUAUAGUAGAUUGUUGCACUGUCAGUAACUGUGUUGCUCAGAUCUCCUUGGAUGUAAUAAUUGGUAACGAUUGGAUCUGAUCAUAGUCCUUUUGUGUACUGGUAUUGGAGUGAGUUCUACUUGUGUUUUUAACAUCCUGAGACACAUGUAAAUGUUUCCAGUAGUAAACUGUAUGGCUAAUCAUAAGGUGUGCAACCAGCUGUGGGCUUCACACUUCUGAUGUUUCCAAAUAAAAAAAAUCUCCUCCACUA
Molecule: messenger RNA, 1195 nt
Organism: Leucoraja erinaceus (little skate)
Lineage: Eukaryota; Metazoa; Chordata; Chondrichthyes; Rajiformes; Rajidae
Gene: atp6v0cb
Product: ATPase H+ transporting V0 subunit cb
Exons: 3
Coding region: 166-630 (154 amino acids)
Biological process (GO): proton transmembrane transport
Cellular component (GO): proton-transporting V-type ATPase, V0 domain
Molecular function (GO): proton-transporting ATPase activity, rotational mechanism
Source: RefSeq, a predicted model, not a curated record